CAGUGGCUAAUACCGAAUUAGGGAUGCUCAUGGAUGAGUUUGUGGACACAUUUUUGCAUUAGAUAUUUAAUUUACUCAUUUGGUCUUUCUUAAGAAGAAUCUCAUCUCAUGUUGUUUGACAGAGUGAAUGUCUCUGUUGGAGAGAGUGAAGAUAGACUGAUGAUGACUGGGGUGCAUACAGUAGCUGAUAUUUUCUGUGUUGGUUGUGGAUCAAUCGUUGGGUGGAAAUAUGAGACUGCUCAUGAGAAGAGCCAGAAGUACAAGGAAGGAAAAUCCGUCCUCGAAAGGUUUAAGGUUUCUGGUCCAGAUGGAAGCAAUUACUGGGUCAGUCAAGAGGCACAGAUUGGUGGAAGUGAUGCAGAUGAUGUCUGAUUACAAUUCCAACUGUACAUUCUUUAAGCAACAAGUUUGUGGUUUAACUUUUGAAUUCUUAAACUGGGUAUUCCUCAACUCGGCACCGUGCUAAACGGCACUGUGAAUAACCUAAUUGGAAUUGGAAACAGUCGAGUGUCGAUUCCGAUUAA
Messenger RNA from Mangifera indica (mango), 524 nucleotides. Its product is annotated as protein yippee-like. NCBI's taxonomy places the organism in Eukaryota, Viridiplantae, Streptophyta, Magnoliopsida, Sapindales, Anacardiaceae. The record is from RefSeq and is a predicted model, not a curated record. The transcript is spliced from 3 exons. Bases 109 to 372 code for a protein of 87 amino acids. Gene Ontology annotation, cellular component: ubiquitin ligase complex.